AUGGCGAGCAGCAGCACCAAUGGCAACGGCAUUGCACGCCCUCUUGAGGUGGCCGUUGUGGGUGGUGGCAUCAUCGGCGUGAUGACAGCGAUCGGCCUGCAUCGCCGAGGCAUAAACGCAGUCAUCUACGAGCGGGCGCCCACCUGGCACGAGGUCAGCGCCGGAUUUGCAUUCACGGGCGCAGCACGUGUGUGGAUGGAGAUGUUAGACCCUGCUCUCGUCGAGCUCCUGGGCAGAAUCAGCCAGAAGACGGACUCCACCACGAGCAACGCCUACUGGGAUGGCUACCACCCGCGAACCCAAGAGGAAGCCUUGGAUGAAUCAAAGUCGCUGAUGUUCAGGACACCGACCAACAACCUCAGCUUCUGGGGCUGCGUGCGCUCGCAGUUCCUCCAAGGCAUGGCGGACUUGCUGCCUGAGGGGUCAGCGAAGUUUGGGAAGCGACUUGCGAGCUACGACGAUGACAACCAGAGCGGCAAGGUCGUUCUCCACUUCGACGACGGUACCACAGCGGAGGCUGAUGUCUUGCUUGGAUGCGACGGCAUUCAUUCCUCCACCCGGAAAGUCCUGUUGGGCGCCGACCAUCCCGCCACCCGGGCGGGCUUCAGUCACACCGUUACCUACCGCACCAUGGUUCCUAUCGACGUGGGCAUCGCCGCGCUUGGCGAGAAGGUUGCGAAGAGCGCCUGUAAUCACUUGGGCCCAGGCGCAGACCUGCUGGUUUAUCCGGUUAUGUCCGGAACUCUUCUGAAUAUCGCCGUGUUCGCUUACGAUGGCUCGGAGUUUCCCGAUCCCGACAAGAUGACGAUUCCGGCAGAACGUAGCGAGAUCGAGCAACUUUUCAAGGGCUGGAGUCCGCAGCUCGCCAACAUUUGGAAACUAUAUCCCGAGAAGGUGGUCAAGUGGGGAAUCUUUGAUCUGGAAGCAAACCCGCCCCCGACGUAUGCGGGCGGCCGCGUCUGUCUCGUCGGCGAUGCCGCGCACGCCAGCACCCCAUAUUUGGGAGUCGGCGCCUGCACAGGCGUUGAGGACGCUCUUGUAAUCUGCACGCUCUUGGAGUCGGUGCAGCAGAAGGCAUUUGGCGGCGAUGCGCUGAAAGAGGCGCUGACAGGAGCACUACAGACCUACAGCCAGGCAAGGUUGGAGCGUGGCCGGUGGAUCCAUCACCACUCCCGCCAGAUGGGUCAGAUGUAUCAUUGGCGAUACGGCCCGACUGGGCGCGACCCGGAGCGGAUGAAGGAGACGCUCGAGAAAAACUGGUCCACGGUUGUGAACUACGAUGUUUUGGAAGCGCUGGAGCCUGAGCUACGCGAAUUGGCGAGGUCUCACAAGAAAGUAGUAUGA
Penicillium expansum is the source of this 1344-nucleotide messenger RNA. RefSeq names its product FAD-dependent oxidoreductase. NCBI's taxonomy places the organism in Eukaryota, Fungi, Ascomycota, Eurotiomycetes, Eurotiales, Aspergillaceae. Bases 1 to 1344 code for a protein of 447 amino acids. Gene Ontology annotation, molecular function: FAD binding. The transcript has 2 exons. The record is from RefSeq and is a predicted model, not a curated record. Gene Ontology annotation, biological process: secondary metabolite biosynthetic process.